GUAAGAUUAUCCAUGUAGCCAAACAGAUACGAAGCCGUGCUCGUUUCAGCGAAUUUUUAAAACCCCCCAUGGACAAGAACGAGCCAUUGCCGCAAAGCAAGGAAUCUAAACACAGAGAGCUUUUGGAUUAUUACUUUGAAACAGAAAGACUCUUCAGAAACCAGAACCAGAAGAACCAACCAGAAUCUCUCUCUUUCUCUGUCAAUUUUUUUUUGUUUUUAAAUUUAAUUUGAGUGGUGAGAAGUGCAAAAAAGAAAAAAAUGGCGGAAGCGAAAGAGUCGACUUCUAUACCACUGAGUCAAGCCGACCCCGAAGACGAAGCCAAGUCGCCGCCGAGCUCCCCCAAUUCUUCCACUCGCAAGGCUUGCUAUGCAGUUCUUCAGAGUUGGGUUUCGAAGAAGUUCAUGACUGGAAUUGUGGUUCUCUUUCCUGUUGCUGUUACUUUCUUCAUUACUUGGUGGUUUAUUCAGUUCGUAGAUGGUUUCUUCAGUCCAAUGUAUGCAAGACUUGGGAUUGACAUAUUUGGUCUUGGAUUUGUUACCUCACUACUAUUUAUAGUCUUAGUUGGUAUAUUCGCUUCAUCAUGGAUGGGUGCCACUGUAUUCUGGCUGGGGGAAUGGUUUAUUAAAAAAAUGCCCUUUAUGAGGCACAUCUACUCAGCGUCCAAACAAAUUAGUGCUGCAAUCUCUCCAGACCAAAAUACUACUGCUUUUAAAGAGGUUGCAAUUAUUCGUCAUCCUAGACAUGGUGAAUAUGCAUUUGGUUUCAUUACAUCUUCUCUUAUACUUCAGAGGGAUGAUGGAGACGAGGAAUUAUGCAGCGUUUAUGUCCCAACAAAUCACCUAUAUAUUGGAGACAUUUUUCUGGUUAAUUCUGAAGAAGUUAUAAGACCAAAUUUAUCCAUUCGAGAAGGCAUAGAGAUCAUAGUUUCAGUUGGUAUGACAAUGCCACAAAUGAUCUCUCCUAUCGAAAGGAUUCAACGCCAAAACGAAAGGAUCCCCCUGAGCAGAAUAAUCUCUCUUUAGGGAAAAUAAUAUGAAAGUCCAUGUAUAGAUAGGUGAUUCUGCAACUUCCUUGUAUGUUUCUUAUCCUUGGUUCUCUUCAAUUCAUAUAUGGUUUUCGCUGGUAAUAUGAUGCUAGGUCCAGCGUCCCCCUGAUAAUUUAUGGAAAAAGCUUCAAGUUUUGUCAUCGACAUGAGGGAGGGAGUUUUUUUUUUUUUUUUUUUUUUUUUUUUUUUUUUUUAAUAUAAUUAUUUGUUUCCUUUGGCUGAAAAUUUGUUGUGUUUUUAAUCAGACCAUCAUGUAUAGGUAAGGGCCAUUUUUUCUUUUCCCUCUCUCUCUCUAAACCAAUCGUGUAAAUCAGAUUAGUUUCUAUAACCGUCUUUAUGUGUUUUUUAACAUAACCCUUGGAUUUAUUACUA
Molecule: messenger RNA, 1420 nt
Organism: Ziziphus jujuba (common jujube)
Lineage: Eukaryota; Viridiplantae; Streptophyta; Magnoliopsida; Rosales; Rhamnaceae
Product: protein LIKE COV 2
Exons: 7
Coding region: 261-1025 (254 amino acids)
Cellular component (GO): Golgi apparatus
Source: RefSeq, a predicted model, not a curated record